Molecule: messenger RNA, 2324 nt
Organism: Amaranthus tricolor (Joseph's coat)
Lineage: Eukaryota; Viridiplantae; Streptophyta; Magnoliopsida; Caryophyllales; Amaranthaceae
Product: poly(A)-specific ribonuclease PARN
Exons: 7
Coding region: 69-2171 (700 amino acids)
Cellular component (GO): cytoplasm
Molecular function (GO): RNA binding; 3'-5'-RNA exonuclease activity
Source: RefSeq, a predicted model, not a curated record
ACGACAUUUCUAGUUAAAUUAUUUCGUCCUUCAACAAAUCAAACAUAGAGAGAGCCUGACGAAUAACGAUGAAGAAUCUUACCAGACUUACACCAUUUUCUCUUUCCUCAUAUCUUCUUCGAACCCUAACUACUUCUAGUUCUUCAAUAACAAAUUUCUCUUUGAAGAAUGUUACUAAAUCAAAUUUUGAUGAAACCCUACUUAAUCUCACUACACAUGUCAAAGAUGCUGAUUUCGUCGCCAUUGAUCUUGAAAUGACCGGAGUUACAAGCUCCCCUUGGCGUGAAGCUUUUGAGUUCGAUCGUUCCGACAUUCAAUACCUUAAAGUUAAAGAUUCAGCUGAGAAAUUCGCCGUUCUUCAAUUUGGUGUUUGUCCAUUUCGUUUUGAUUCAUUAAGGAAUUCAUUCGUUGCUCAUCCGCAUAAUUUUUAUAUAUUUCCACGUCAAGAGCUUUCUGCUGAUGGCCCAGCAUAUGAGUUUCUUUGCCAGACAAGUUCUAUUGAUUUCUUGGCAAAAUAUCAGUUUGACUUUAAUGUUUGCAUACGUGAAGGAGUGUCUUAUUUAUCCAGAAGUCAGGAAGACGAGGCAUUGAGUCGAUUGAAUUCAAUAUAUAACGGGAAAUGGCAAAGUACUGGUGAAAUUAAAGAUGUACCUUUGGGCAAUGUAGCUGAUAUUCUUUUCUCAGAACGAAUGAAAAAUCACCUCAGUGAGUGGCAUGAUAUGCUGCUGUUGAACAGAAAGGCUGUGCUUCCAACUCUUCCAAGUGCUAUUGAAUCUAAACAACAAUUUGAAACCAUAUUUUUAAGGAUGCGUCCGGCUCUAAGAUUGAAUGGCUUCACUUCUCAUCAACUGAAGUUGAUUGAACUGGUCACAAGAAAGCAUUUUAAGGAUCUCGUUUUCAUCUGUGCUUAUGAUGAAAGUUCCAUUUUCCAGAAGCUUGUUGUAUAUGUAGAGUCUGAAAAUGACAAGAUCAGGCUUAUGGAGGAAGUGAAGAAUGAGUCUCAGCAGCAAGCGAGGAAAAACUUAAAAGCCGCCGCAGGGUUCCGGCAUGUCAUUGACCUCCUCUCUGCCGAACAAAAGCUAAUUGUGGGUCACAAUUGCUUUUUAGAUGUGGCGCACAUGUACCAUAAAUUCAUCGGUUCUCUUCCGCCUUCUGUUGAAGAAUACGUGUCAAGCAUUCACAAGUCUUUUCCUCACAUAGUUGACACAAAAGUAAUGUUGAAUGUGGACCCAAGCCUUCAACUCCUUGUGAAUAACGCUAGCACAUCAUUGGCCUCUGCAUUUUCUCUGCUGUGUCCUGAAAUAGCUUUUGUAGAUUUGCCUCAUGUGGGCAUACAUCCAUGUGUGAAGGUGGAGGUCCAGGUGGAUGACAUGAGGUCCUCAAAUUGGAACUCUGGAGCCAGACAUGAAGCUGGCUAUGAUGCGUUCAUGACUGGUUGCGUCUUUGCACAAGCGUGCAGCCAUCUGGCCGUUGAUUUUUCUUCUGAGAAGGUUACGGACUGUGAGAACCUUCAAAAGUACGUCAAUCUGCUUUAUCUUAGUUGGAAUAGCGGAGAUGUGAUCAAUCUAAGCACUGGCAGCAUCAAUGAAACUCUUGUCUCUUUUGCUAAGAAGAGGCUUCGUAAAAUUUUGCAUCAUAACACAAUUUUGAUUUGGGGAUUCCCUUCAAAACUCAAGGUAGGAGAUAUUAAACUAUGCAUCUGUAAAGUGCUCGGCAUGCACUCAGUUGCUUGCAUCUAUAAGUUGGAUGAAACUGCAGUAUUUGUUCAGUUUAGUACCGCAGACUUGGCCGCUAGUUUCCUUGCCUUGAAGAAAAGAUUAGAAACGUGUGAUGAAUCCAUCUCGGUUCUACAUCCUUUAUCGAAAUUGUUGGAAGGAGGAAACACGUGCGCUGCUGGUUAUGAAAUUUACAAGGAUAUCUGCAGCUCCUCAAUUUCUAAGGUCCUGUUUGCUGAGCAAGUGGAGGCAAUCGGAAUCGAUUGGAAGACCAAACUAAUGGAUGAAUCUGAAGUAGUCGAACAGAGCCUUGAUCCAGAACAGUUGAUCGUGAAAUCUGCAAGGUCAAGCCUAUCCGCAAUGGAUCUUUUGAAAUCGAGGAAAAUCAAGAAUGAUGUCCAACAUAGUACACCUAAUCAAAGUUUAUUCGAGAAAUUUAUUAACUCGAUCGUCUGAAUCCAAGAGUCGAAGAGAUGAAAAUAAUGAAAUUUUGUAAUUUAUAUGUGAUUCAUUAAUUGAAAACAUUAGAUAUUAUAAUUAGUCUCAAACUCAUACUCAAAAUAUCCCUGUAUCAUUUUGUAGCACUAGCAAUCACAGAAGAAAUUUUUU